UCUCCUUGCCAAUGCUCUCGGCAGCCACGGCUUUACCACUUGGGAGCUGUCUUCACCCUGCCUUCUUUGUGGUUUAUUUUUUUUCCUACUUUCUUUCUGCAGCUUUUUUGGACCUGAGUGGCCCCAGAGAGAUCAAAGCUGUAUGGAAGGGAUCUGUCACUCUGCCAUGUGCCUACGUGCCUGUGGAAGACCUUGUGCAGCAAACCCUCACCUGGUCUGUGGUACAUGACCAGAGUUCAGGCACCAUCUUUCGGAGGGAUGGCUCUGAGGACCAUGUGCUCCUGUCUGAGUACAGGGCCAGGGUCAGUGUCCCAAAGGACACCCCAGGGAAUGUGUCUCUCGUCAUCCUGAACCUGGAGGUCACUGACAGGGGAACCUACACUUGCCAGGUCACCUGGAGAGCCAGCAAUAACAGCCUGAUAGCAAAGGAGAUCACGACAAAAGUGGAGGUUGUUAAAGUGGCAGCCACCAAGCCCAUCAUCAGGGCUGGCGAGUUGGGGCUGACAGUCCCGGCCGGAGCCAGCACCAGCCUGACAUGCGAGGCCAGCGGGUCCCCCCCCAUCAGCUACCGCUGGUUCCGCAGCAUCCCGGGCGGCAAAGUCCCACUCCAGAGCAGCGGGGCCGAGCUGGUGUGGGACAACCUGCAGCCCUCUGACAGCGGGAUGUAUUUCUGUGAGGCAGCAAACAGGGCUGGGGCCGGAGUGGCCCAACAGAGCGAUGCUGUGGAGCUGACAGUGACAGAUCUACCCACAACAACAGCGGCCUUGUGGAAGGAUGUGGGAACCCCAGGGAGACACCACCUAAUCACAGAAAAAACCCAAACAGAGCUGGUGUUCAGAGGUACCUCAGGAAUCUCCUGGACUCCAUGGGACUCCACCACUACCACAGAUCUGCCCAUAACAGUGACUGCAGUGACUUCUGAGAGUGGUGUGAGAUAUCCAGAGAAGAAUUACACAACGCAGGAUUUCCAGAGGACCGGUCUGUCCCUGCACCUGGUCAUCCUGAUUGCUGUGGUGUGCGGUGCUGUGGUUUUCCUUGUCAUCUUUCUUAUCACUUGCAUUAGAAAGCCCAAAGAUGCUCAAGCCUAUGACGUAAAAUUCCAUAACUCAAGAGCAGCAGCUUCUUCAAGGCAUGAAAACACAGGGCACUAUGAGGAACCCAUCUCCUUCACUGAAAACAACUAUGUGAUGGAGCCCAUGGAAAACAAAAGUGUUGAAGAAGUAAAUAAGAAUGCAUCUGACUGUGUUGAAAACCCCCAGGAAUAUGAGUAUGAAGUAGGGGACACUUCCUAAGAACCAGCAGUGCUCUGCAGGUACCAGUCCCGAAGAGCACCUUCACUCAGGCAAAAUUUAUCUUUCUUUUACCUUUGCCUCUGAAAAAUAGGUUGGACAAGCAGUGGUUGCUCUUCCUUCACAAUCCCUGCAGUGAAAAUGCACACCUCUUCAGGAUCUUCAGUUACAGACUGCUGUAGAGAACUUCUGAUUUUGCUUUCCUUGGUUCCCUUUCAUCACAUCUGUCCGAGGACCUGGAAUGCAAGUCCGAGGCUGGGAGCACUGUGCUAAACUUACUGCUUUAUAUGGCCCAAAGGACCAGCAUUCCUAGUCUUCAUGUGGUGGUGGCAGAACCAGCACCAAGGACUGCUCAGCAUCCCCAUCCCUGUGGGUGAGCAGGGCAGGAUGCAGCUGGCCUGGGAAUUGAUGGUUCUCCUCCUGCCCACCGGAUGCUGCACAGGUGGUAGAAUGUCCUUUUCAUGUGAGAGAGCCCUUAGAGAAACACUGAAAUGCAGAUUAAAGCUAGGAGAAAACCAAGAACCUGCCGCACCAGGAGCAGCAGUGCAAGAAGUAGGAACGCACCUGCUCAGCUCCUGUGCUGCCCUCGAUCUCCCUCCACAGCACAGAGGUACAAACACACUGGCCAUAGCUCUGGGCAGUUCUGAUACUGCAACCAACACAUUCUUCCUGAGCUCACCUUCUCUGGUCUCUCCUUAAAUGCAUGUUUGUUAUUUGAAAGAAAUUAGAUACUUCUCCGUAAAUUUGGGAUCGGAUUGUUUACACAUGCCUCACAUAUUUUGUUGUGUGUAAUUCUGCACAACCAGCUCAUCUUUAAACCCCAGCAAGCACUCACAGCUCCUCAGUAGAUACUCAGGAAGCACUUUUCUUCCACCUUAAAGAGCCUGAAGGGUAAGCUAUGAAUAAUUUUUAUUGCCCUGAGUAAAUCUAUAAUGUGGGUACUGCAAUUCUGGAAGAACCUUUUUAUAAUGAACAGGGCAAUCUCAAAUUCUAUUAAAAGUCAUGUGGACAUGUGUAAAACAGAAGGAGUGAUGUAAGGGGAACACUGGUGGCAGAGGCACAGGAUGAGUGGGGUCCCACAUGUGCUGCUCACACUUGGGACCUGCACCUGCAGGUCUCUGUAAGCAUCGUUUGAAAACUGGAAAGGCAUUCCAGUCAAAAACCAGGCUUGCAAUACUGUAAAAACCACCAUGGAAUGCUGCCACCUUAUGUAUGCAUAUUGGUUUCAUCUUGGAGUGGCUUAUCAGAGCAAGAAACGUUACUGAAAAAGAUUAUAAAGGAUAAUUAUUGGCACAAAACCACAGCUGCACAAAUGCAGUCUCUUGGUCAGCUUGGAAAAAAGAGAAAAAGGAACAAAUGAGCCAAGUGUGCUCAUGGUGACCAGUGCUGAGAAGGUGAGGAGAUGUUUGGUUACGGCUUCUCUGAAAAGGAUGCAGAAAUUAGUGCAAACUGUCUGGUAGCACUUUUAAAAGGUAAGGAAAAGUGCUUCUUGUAUGCAACACAGAAAUAAGUGUGGAACACGGUGCUGCUUGCUCCAGGCUGAGAGAGCCAGUGGUCCAAUGGAAAAUUAGACAAAUGAAUGAUAUAAAAGUUCACAAAAAUGCACUCACUGCCACAAACACAUUCCAGGCACUUAUCAGUGGCCUUAUACUUUCUCCCUACAUUUCUUGCACCACAAGUUUUAUUUCUCUUUGUUAAGAAUGUACUUAAAAAUCAAGUGCUAGAAAACCCCGAUUUCCAAACAGAGAAAGAGGAACACACAGCAGGUGCUGUUGGUGUCAUGGAGAAAACUGCCAACGUGUUAUCUGCAGCUUACUGCAGAUGUAGAGAAGC
Molecule: messenger RNA, 3122 nt
Organism: Myiozetetes cayanensis
Lineage: Eukaryota; Metazoa; Chordata; Aves; Passeriformes; Tyrannidae
Product: V-set and immunoglobulin domain-containing protein 4-like
Exons: 8
Coding region: 12-1292 (426 amino acids)
Biological process (GO): negative regulation of interleukin-2 production; negative regulation of T cell proliferation; negative regulation of complement activation, alternative pathway
Molecular function (GO): complement component C3b binding
Source: RefSeq, a predicted model, not a curated record